Molecule: messenger RNA, 1581 nt
Organism: Neohortaea acidophila
Lineage: Eukaryota; Fungi; Ascomycota; Dothideomycetes; Mycosphaerellales; Teratosphaeriaceae
Exons: 1
Coding region: 185-1573 (462 amino acids)
Source: RefSeq, a predicted model, not a curated record
GUCGCACCUCUUUCGUCUUGACCUGCUUCGUUUGCAAGUAUGUAACGAAUCCCUUCCCCCCCGCAAACCCCCAUUCUGCCCGCUUCCCUCGCACAGAAACACACACGCCUUUGCUCGUCAUUGCUUGCGUUACCCACGCACAUGUCUCCUUCUUGCUCUUCUUCUUUCACCCCGCUCUCUCCUCAUGUCCAUGUCGCUCACCAUCUCACAGCCCGCCAAGACGGACUUUGGCGCUGGCCGGUUCAUCCAUGACUUCUCCCCGCGCAUCUCCCUCGCCAAGUCCCGUUUCUCUCCUCAGCCUCGCGUCGACUCGCCGCUGAGCACCGUGCGGACCAACAUUUCCGCGGCACGCAGCAAGAUGACGACGCCUCACCGUGGCCUGCCGCCCCCGUCGGCCAUGACGUUGCCCGAUCCGUCGCGGCAUUCUCAGUCUCUCUCGCAAUCCCUAGGUCCGUUGCCCGGUCCGCCGGCCCCUCAGUGGCAGGACCAUCAGGAGGAGUCCAUGCGGAACUGGCUCGCCGCCAAGGCCGAGGAGGAUAAGCGCAAGCAGGAAGAGGAAAAGACGAAGCAAGAAAGCUUCAAGCUGGAGCAACGUCGCAUCGAGUCGUCCAUGCUUCGAGAGGCGCUGCAGGGCGGCAUUCCUCCUCCCAUGAUCCCCAUGAUCUAUGCUGGCAUCGGCGGCUCCAGCCUCGCCACUUUCCACAUCGACAUGUUACAGAGUUACGCCGCGCAGCUGCAGGCAGCUCAGCAGCAACUCCAACAUCACUCGCCCGUAGAUACGAGGCUGGGAGAGGUCCGCAUGAUCGGGCAACCGGGCCCGCAGUACGGCGCGUUGCAGCCUCAACAACACCAGGUCGUGCCGAGUCAGCCUGCAGAACACAAUCAGCAGCCGGGCGCGAGUCAAACGACCUUUUCCGCAUACCAGCCGGCUCCAACCCGCCCCGUACCUACCUCUGGCCCUCGAUCCGCCACGCAUACGCAAUUGCCCCGACUGACGACAAACGAAAUGCACGUCCACCAACCUCCUCACCAGCAAGGACCCGGCAGCGCACACCCGUUGCAACAAAGUCAGAGUGUGCAAGACCAGCACGGGUCCUCUUCGCCCCUCUACUUCCACCACUGGCAGCCUCCCACCGAAUCAAAGUCCAACCAUCCCCAAACUCCCGCAAGUAAAGGUGAGCCGCACUCCGCUCACCCCGGCUCGCACCCCUCCGAAAGCGACUACAGGGAGUCGCCGCGCAAACGCAAGGCCCAAGGUCCGCACCAACCCGCGCCGAUGCCGUCUGCCGGCCCGCAAUACACCUCGCCGCCGUUCAGUGUGACUUCUUCCGGCUCCGGGCGGAAGGUCAACCACAGCCAUGCGCGCUCGCGAAGCGGAACAGACAGUCGGCCUCAAAGUCGUCGUGAGCCCGACCCGCCACGGUCAUCGCAUCGCGAGCUGGUCGAUAUGUCGGUCGCGAGUCUAGCUAUCGGCUCGUCGCCAUCUCAGCCGCGGGAAGCGCCCGCUAGACUGGCGUCGCUGGAGAGGCAAUCCGAGUCUCGCGAGGGAAGGCCGGAGUCGAGGGGGUCAUGACGAGUGUC